GCGCGGCGGCCCGGCGGCCGAGCGACCCCGGGAGCGGCCGCGUCCCUGCCCGCCCCGCCCGCCGCGCCUCCUCCCCGGCGGGUGCGCGGCGGGCUGACCUCUGCGGAGGCGGCGGGGGCCCAGCAUCGGGCCGGGGCCGGGGGGGCGCCGGGGCCGGGGGGCGGCGCUCCGGCCCGGCCCGGCCCCGCCCGAUGUCCAUGAGCGCGAACACCAUGAUCUUCAUGAUUCUGGGGGCGUCGAUCGUGAUGGCCAUCGCGUGCUUGAUGGACAUGAACGCACUGCUGGACCGAUUCCACAACUACAUCCUCCCGCACCUGCGGGGCGAGGACCGGGUCUGCCACUGCAACUGUGGCCGGCACCACAUCCACUACGUGAUCCCUUACGACGGGGACCAGUCGGUGGUGGACGCCUCCGAGAACUACUUCGUGACCGACAACGUCACCAAGCAGGAGAUCGACCUCAUGCUGGGGCUGCUGCUCGGCUUCUGCAUCAGCUGGUUCCUGGUGUGGAUGGACGGCGUCCUGCACUGCGCCGUGCGCGCCUGGAGGGCCGGCCGGCGCUACGACGGCUCGUGGACCUGGCUGCCCAAGCUGUGCAGCCUGCGGGAGCUGGGCCGGCGGCCGCACAGACCCUUCGAGGAGGCGGCCGGCAACAUGGUGCACGUGAAGCAGAAACUCUACCACAACGGCCACCCGAGCCCGCGGCACCUCUGAGCCGCACGCAGGACUCGCGGGGCUUCGGCCAACGCGCCCACGCACAAGGGACUGGACGGCCGCCCGGGGCCAGGGCGCCCGCGGCCGCCGGGCGUGUCCAGCGGAAGGUGCUGUCUCCUCUUCUUUUUAUAAAGGGGGUCGGGGCGGGGCAGGCCGCCGGCCGGGAUGGGGGGGGGGGGAGAGACCCCGGCCUCCGGGGCCAGACAGGGCGCGGGGACGGGGGCGGGCGGGAGGCGCGGGCACCCGUGCGGGCGGCCGGGACCACCUGCUCGCCCCGCGCACUGCGGUCUCCCCCGCACCCGCGCGGGGACCAUGUCUGUUACUUAAGCCCGGCCGCUUCUGGUGCGGGGGAAGCAAGGCCGGGAAAGGGGCUCCGCAGGGAAUGGGGCCGGCUCCCGGCCGCGCCCACGUCUGCACACGGGAGCACGUGCAUGGGGCGUGUGCGUCCGCGGGCCGCAAUGGGGGUGGGGGGCGGGGGGCGGGGGUCCGGUGGAGGCCCUGGCCUAUAGCAGCAAUAAGGCCCCUGAGCCCCACUGCGGCAAGUGCGGCCACCCUGCCCAGGGCAUUCCCGGUCGGGCGCCUCACUGUGACCCCCACCCCUGCUGGUCAGUAAAUUCUCCAGAAAGCUCCA
Molecule: messenger RNA, 1344 nt
Organism: Lutra lutra (Eurasian river otter)
Lineage: Eukaryota; Metazoa; Chordata; Mammalia; Carnivora; Mustelidae
Gene: TMEM240
Product: transmembrane protein 240
Exons: 4
Coding region: 192-713 (173 amino acids)
Source: RefSeq, a predicted model, not a curated record